AUAAAACAAGCCUGAGCUCAGUUGUCUGUUUGCAGAAUCUGGACUACCCAUCCAGCCCAGCGGACAGCAGCUGCUAGAGCCUCAUCGCUGAGUGGAAAUCUCUCCAGAAGUUCACCUUCACCAGGAAUACAGGCAGAAUCAUGGUGUUCCAUAAGGAGUUCCAGGCAGCCGGGAAAGAGCCUGGCCUGCAAGUGUGGAGAGUGGAGAAUAUGGACCUGAAGCCUGUUCCCAAGCAGCUGUAUGGAAACUUCUACACCGGAGAUGCCUAUGUCCUGCUCUACACCACCCCCGCCCCGUCCUAUGCCAUUCACAUGUGGCUCGGGAGCGAGUGUUCUCAGGAUGAGAGCGGAGCUGCAGCUAUCUUUGCCACACAGCUGGACGACUUCCUGGGCGGUGGGCCGGUCCAGUUUCGCGAAGUUCAAAAUAACGAGUCCCUCACUUUCCUUGGCUACUUCAAAUCCGGCGUCAAGUAUAAGCAAGGCGGAGUGGCGUCUGGCUUCCAGCAUGUGGUGACCAACGACAUGAACGUGAAGCGUUUGCUCCACGUUAAGGGGCGGAGGGUGAUCCGGGCCACAGAGGUGCCUCUGUCCUGGGGCAGCUUCAACCGUGGGGACUGCUUCAUUAUUGACCUGGGCAAGGAUAUCUACCAGUGGUGUGGCGAUGAGUGUAACCGCUUUGAGCGCCUGAAGGCAUCUCAGGUGGCCAUUGACAUCCGCGAUAAUGAACGGAACGGACGGGCCAAAGUGCAGAUUGUGGAGGACGGCUCUGAGCCGCAGGCUGUUGUUGACGUUCUUGGCCCAAGGCCAAACAUUCCACCAGGAGGUCCCGAUGACGAGGCUGUAGAGCGGGCCAAUAAGAAGGGUACUCUGUACAUGGUUUCUGAUGCUGCAGGCUCCAUGAAGGCCUCAGUGGUGGCUCAUAGCAGCCCCUUCAAGCAGGAGAUGCUAUCUCCCAGCGAGUGCUACAUCCUCGACAAUGGCAUUGAUGGCAAAAUCUUCGUGUGGAAAGGUCCAACCGCCAAUGCAGCAGAGCGCAAGGCAGCCAUGAAAGCAGCAGAUCAGUUUAUCAAAGAAAAGAACUAUCCUAAAACCACCCAGGUCCAAGUGAUGCCUGCUGGAGGGGAGACCACCCUGUUUAAGCAGUUCUUCAGUAACUGGAGGGAUAAGGAUCAGACCACAGGCCCUGGGAAGGCUUACACCAUCGGCCGGAUCGCCCAGGUGGAGCAAAUCCCCUUCAAUGCCUCCAGCCUGCACUCCAACAAAGCCAUGGCUGCACAACAUGGCAUGGUGGAUGAUGGAUCAGGGAAAGUUCAGGCGUGGCGCGUUGAAGGUGGGGAUAAGGUUCCCGUGGACCCCUCCAGUUACGGGCAGUUCUACGGAGGAGACUGUUACCUGAUCCUCUACAGCUACAACCAGGGGGGCAGAGAGCAGCAUAUCAUCUACACUUGGCAGGGCCUGAAGUGCACCCAGGACGAGUUGGCUGCUUCAGCCUUUUUGACUGUUAAACUGGAUGACUCCAUGGGGGGAGCUCCUGUCCAGGUGCGUGUCACUCAAGGCCAGGAGCCCCCCCAUUUGAUGAGCCUCUUUAAGGGCAAGCCAGUGAUAGUCUUCUUGGGUGGGACUUCACGGAAAGGUGGGCAGAGCAGGACGGGCAGCACGCGUCUCUUCCACAUUCGCCAGAGCUCCACCCGUGCUACACGUGCUGUGGAGGUGGAGCCCACUGCUUCGAAUCUGAACACCAAUGAUGUGUUUGUGCUGAAGAGCCCUGACUCCUUGUUCCUGUGGAGAGGAGUUGGGGCGACGGAAGAGGAGCUGGCCGCUGCCAAAUACGUCUGCAGCUUCCUGGGAGGCAGCGUCACUGAAGUGGCCGAGGGGAAGGAGCCAGCGGGCUUCUGGUCUGCUCUUGGUGGAAAGAAGGCAUAUCAGACGUCCAGCAGUCUGCAGAAGACGGUUCAACCUCCUCGCCUGUUCGGCUGCUCCAACAAGACUGGACGCCUCAUAGUGGAAGAAGUGCCAGGAGACUUCACUCAGGCUGAUUUAGCCACCGAUGAUGUCAUGCUUCUGGACACCUGGAGCCAGAUUUUCCUCUGGAUUGGCAAUGAGGCCAACGAGGUGGAGAGGAGUGGAUCCGCUAAAAUAGCCAAAGAAUACGUGGACUCAGACCCAGCUGGACGGACUGGCACCCCGAUCACCACCAUCAAACAGGGCUUUGAGCCGCCCACCUUUACCGGCUGGUUCCAAGCAUGGGAUGCCAAAAUGUGGGACACAGAUCCUCUGGAACGCAUCCGCGCUCGUUUCUAAUCAGCCCACACCCCCUCUUGCAUGGCUUCCAGAAUACACCCAAGUGCUCCUUUCUGCCAUAGGCUGAGUCUGGUACCGCCUGAGAGGGCUGUAGAUGGACAGUAUAAAACAAUACUGUGCAUUAGCAACUGUAUGCACUGUGUUACAGUACCGAUAAUAACAUUUUGGGGAAGGAGAUGUAUUGCUUUGCCUUACCUUUAUAUACACUAGCUUUGAAAUACAUUGUUACGUUUAAUAAAUCUUUUAGCUGAUUUAUUUUUUACGAAAAACCAAAGACAGGAACUUAAACGAUGUGUUCCCUCGCUUAUCUGACAUGUGAAUGUGACCUUUGUAGUAAAGGGUGUUUGAGUGCACAAAUCCAAAAAUUCAAAAAUGUUUAAAUAUCUUUCGACUCGGUCUCAGUGUGCUCCGCAAAAUGUUCAAAAACCUCUACUGACCAUGCCUUACGAACAGGAUUUCACACACAUAUCAAAUAAUGAAGUAUUAGAUGUGUGCUGGUUCAUAAUAAAACAUGCUUUUUUGAAA
Colossoma macropomum (tambaqui) is the source of this 2825-nucleotide messenger RNA. RefSeq names its product scinderin like a (gene scinla). The record is from RefSeq and is a predicted model, not a curated record. Gene Ontology annotation, biological process: actin filament severing; barbed-end actin filament capping; actin polymerization or depolymerization. Lineage: Eukaryota; Metazoa; Chordata; Actinopteri; Characiformes; Serrasalmidae. Bases 141 to 2300 code for a protein of 719 amino acids. Gene Ontology annotation, cellular component: actin cytoskeleton; cytoplasm. Gene Ontology annotation, molecular function: actin filament binding; phosphatidylinositol-4,5-bisphosphate binding. The transcript has 17 exons.